Molecule: messenger RNA, 1640 nt
Organism: Helianthus annuus (common sunflower)
Lineage: Eukaryota; Viridiplantae; Streptophyta; Magnoliopsida; Asterales; Asteraceae
Product: transcription factor bHLH30
Exons: 2
Coding region: 653-1402 (249 amino acids)
Biological process (GO): regulation of DNA-templated transcription
Molecular function (GO): DNA-binding transcription factor activity; protein dimerization activity
Source: RefSeq, a predicted model, not a curated record
CUAAACAGGUUAUAAUGUCUGUUAGUAACCAACUUGGGCGGCUAUUGACUUGAGAGGCAUCUUUUAUAAACAACACAUGAUAUAAAGCCGAAGAAGCAAAAAAGAUUUGUGUGCUUCACCUCCAACUUUCCUGAAGAAACCAUAUCAAUCCCAUCUGUCACCUUUGUCUCUUUCCCAACACACACAAACACAUCUUCCAACUUUAGAUUCUUGAAUCCACCUUUGCAUAUCUUUCUAUAUUCAUCUUCAUUGGUUUCCUCAACUGAAACUCGAUUCAAUUCAACUCAUCGAAAUGCUCAAAUUCAAGACCAUCAAGAAGAAAAUGUGGAUGUUUUCUCAAUAAGAUCCUCUUUAUAAUCAAACCAUCUUGUCUUUUACCAACUAAUGGGAGAAAAUAUGAACACAAACUCAAAACUAGAAUCAGAAUCAAAGUCAUCUGCUUCUCUCUUGAUUGUUAAACUCAUUAGAUUUAUGGUUUCUUUUUAUUUUGCACCCACCAUCCGUCCGCCCGGUCUCGACCCUUAGAACAUUGAUCACCAUCUUUCUGUUGCUUAACUUUUCUGUAUUGCUCACACACAUACACACACACAUACACUUAGUACAAGAAUAUAUAUAUAUAUAUAGUUGUAACUUGUAAAGGGUAUUUGCAAGGAUGGAUUUUUAUAACUGGAAUCAUGAGUUUUCAGGCUUGGGAUCCAUGUGGGAUGAUGGAUCAUUGAUGGACUUAGGUGGGUUUAGUGGGGAUUGUGGAAAUGAUGAUGGGUUGUUAAUGAAAUCUUCUCAGUCUUUGGUGUUGGAUGAUGAGAAAGGAGAGCUUGUAAAGGCUCAAAGUAAAGUGGGUGGGAAGAGAAGUGGAUUAUUGUCUGAUGAGAAAGCUUUGGCUGCUUUAAAGAGUCAUAGUGAGGCUGAAAGAAGGAGAAGAGAAAGGAUUAAUGCUCAUCUUGACACCCUUCGCGGUCUUGUACCCUGCACCGAUAAGAUGGAUAAAGCCACAUUACUCGCUGAAGUUAUCCGCCAAGUAAAACAACUUCAAAUAAAUGCAACCCAAGCCAGUUCAGGUUUACUCAUGCCAAAAGACGUCGAUGAAGUCAAGAUUGAAAAAUCUGACAACGCUGCAGUCAACGGUGGUUUGACUUUCCACGCAUCUGUCUCUUGCAAGCACCGGCCGGAGCUCCUCACCGAUAUAAAACGAGCUCUUGUUGAACUCAAAGUGAACAUUGAGAGAGCAGAACUGUCAACUCUUGGAGACCAUAUGAAGAUUAUUUUCGAUUUCACUGCGGAUGAAAAUCUACUUAGAUCGGUUCGUGAAGCGCUUACUUCUGUUAUAGAAAAAGGGUCAAUAUCACUUGAUUACUCCCCAAGAACAAUGCUUCCUAACAAGAGGAGGAGGUACUGUCUUUGACCCAAGUUUGACUUUAGUUUCACAUGCUUUUUCAAUGGUGAAUAUUGAAGUUUGUAUAAAGUUUUCUAUGUUUGUGGUCUUAAAACUGAAUAAGGUUACAUAAUGUAUUGAUCAAGAAUGUCAAUGUAGGAGUCUUUAUUGUUUGCAAGAGGUUUCAUGAUGUUUAUUUGAGUGUAUCUUGUAUAUGUAAAUCUAUGGAGAGACUAAUAUUAAGAUGCUUCUACUAGAUGUUGUCCUC